Bursaphelenchus okinawaensis is the source of this 5814-nucleotide messenger RNA. The record is from the annotation of a GenBank genome assembly. NCBI's taxonomy places the organism in Eukaryota, Metazoa, Nematoda, Chromadorea, Rhabditida, Aphelenchoididae.
AUGGUAGACUUCGAAAGUAAAUCUGGCUUUAUCAGAAGGCUACUUGGCCCUGAUAGCCUGACCUUGGAACGCCAAACAAAGGCAGUUAUAGAACUCGGGAAGUUCACGCUUAAUUCUACAGAUUCAACGCACGACAAAAUCUUUAAGGCCAACGAAUACAAGGCCAAAGCCGACAUAAGAUGUAAAGCCCUCGAGAAAACAGCAACCCGCGUCCGCGACAAAUUAGACGAAUGGAAAAAUCUAGUAAAAGAACUAAAUGACACCGACAACAACAAUGAGAAGAAGAUUUUCGACCAGUACGUGGAAAGGAAUAAAAUAUUGGAUAAAUUGCAACAAGCCGAAGUAGCACUCGGAGAAAUUGAAGAAGAAAUACAAUUGGCACCAUUGGCCAGAACCAGCAUGAGUACAACGUCUACAAAUGGAAACGCGACUCCACAAGCACCAACAAGAAUGGAAAUCAAACUACCUAGUAUUUGCUUCCCAUCGUUCGACGGACAAACACAAAAUUGGCCACAGUUCAUCUCACUUUUUAAAUCUACAAUUGGAAAUAACCAACAAAUCACAAAGGUCGAAAAGAUGUCUUACUUGAUUGGACAACUGAAAGGAGAUGCACUCAACUCGGUACGAGCAUUCUCAAUCACAGAUGAGAACUAUGAUACAGUAAUGACCAUAUUAGAAAAACGUUUCGGUAAUAACGACGUGAUAAUCCGUGACCUCAUCAAAAUACUCAACACGCUUCAACCUACCAACAAUUCUACUCAACAUGUGAAAGGCUAUGUAUUGGAAAUGGAUCAAUUGAGACAACAACUCAAGAACUUGGAACACGAAAUCGACUACGAACAGUUUGAAUUUUUAAUUAUGGAGAAGAUACCUAGAUUUUUAAAACUUCGUCUAAUGGAUUGGAAACGAAUGGAAACCGACUGGACCUAUGAUAUUCUAAUCGAAAGAGCAAUCGCCAUUCUUCAACAAGGAGAAGAGCUCAAACAAAAGGAAAUACAACACCGUACAACAACAUUCACGAUGAUCAACCAAACACCUACACAGUUUUCUUGCCUAUUUUGUGGACGAUUCAAUCACAAAAGCAGUCAAUGUUCAUCAUAUCCAACAGCCCAAGAAAGAAGGCGAAAGCUCGUAGAAGACAAGAAAUGUUUCAAAUGUCUUCAAGACUUCACUAAACUUCAUUCUUGUCACAGAACGUGUAAAAAAUGCUCUGGAGAACAUCAUUAUCUUCUGUGUCAAGGCUACAGUCCAUCUAAGUUUCCAGACAAACGCACAAGACACAACAACUGGUACAACAACCCAAGGAAUACAAACUUCACACCGAUACAAAAAACAAGAACGUUCCCCAUAGUUAAUGCAAGUGAAAAGUCAGAAGUCCAAACACCAUCAACAAAGGUAUCUUGUGCUUUAAACCAACAGGAAGUAAAAGGACCUACACUACCAGUUCUACCAGUCCAAGUACAAAACCCAGAAACGACUUAUAAAAUGGAGUUACAUGCCUUCCUAGACAGCGGUUCCGAGCUUACUUACAUCACAAAAAAGGCGGCCAAAGAUCUUCAACUAUCUAUCCUCAAUAUUAACAAGCCAUUAAUUAUCGAAGGAUUUGGAUCUUCAACAGUAAAAGAAUAUGUAGACGAAGUUGAAGCUGUCAUCAACGGUCAAAAACUCAAACUUAUGGCCAACGACACAAUCAUUGGAGAUAUCACAUAUGCUGAAAAACAAGAUGAUGGUAACUACAUUAAUAAGAGUGUAAAACCGCAGCUACUAAUCGGUUCGAACUACUUGUUCAGUUUACUAUCGACCUCUACAAUGAUCAACGACAAACUACAUUGUUUUGAAACUGAACUAGGCGAUAUCGUUAUGGAACAGCCAACAAAUGUGACCACAAACCCUGUAACAGUCAUGUCUACAAAGUCUAUAGAUGACUAUUUGGAAUCUCAAGUAAAAGACAUGUGGCAACUGGAAGGAGUUGGUAUCUCAGACGACAAAAAUGAAAGUUGGAACGAUGUCCUUAAACAACGAUUCAACGAUGAAAUUAUUUACAACCCUCAGACAAAGAGAUAUGGAGUCAAUUGGCUUUGGAAAGAAAAUAAAAACGAUAUAUCGACGAACUUUGGAUUGGCCUUCUAUCGACUCAAGUCUCUGAUGAAGAAGCUGGAUGGAGAACCAAUAAAGAAAAAGGCUUACUUGGAAGUACUAGAAGAUCAAGAACGCCAGGGAAUAAUAAGCAAGGUUACGGACAAAACCACAAACAACAUCGUAUCUUAUAUACCCCAUUCUGGAGUAUUCAGGCCAAACAAAAACACAACUAAGUGUAGAAUUGUUUUUGACUGCUCCGCUAAAGUACGAUCUGGAACUUCACUAAACGAUGCCAUGCACCAAGGACCUACUUUACUCCCGCAGUUGGUUGGAAUGCUUCUACGGUUUAGAAUUGGUCAAUACGUAACUAUAUCGGAUAUAAAACAGGCAUUCCUGAUGAUUGAACUACAAGAAUCAGAACGAGACUGCGUACGGGUCUUAACUCCAAAACAUUGGGACCAACCUCUAAGAAACGACAAUAUUCAAGUUUGGCGCUUCAACCGUGUUAUCUUUGGUAAUACGUCUUCGCCAUGCCUUCUAGCGCUUACCUUUCAACAUCACUUGUCAAAAUACCGAGAAGGCACAGAGCUUCUGAAGAAUACGUAUGUUGACAAUGUUAUGGAAACGGCCGAUGAUGAAGAUGCAUUGUUAAAACAGUGUCUACGUACCAAGCAAAUAUUCUCAGAAGCAUCUAUGGAACUUCGUGAAUACUACUCAAAUAGUCAGAAAGUACAGAAGACGUUCAACGACACAUCAGAAGACGUUACUAAAAUACUAGGCCAUAACUGGAGAUUAAACGAUGAUGAAAUGGAAAUUAAAUUGGUAAAAAUCAAUAACGAUGGUCCAAUAACAAAACGAACAGUCGCAUCUGCAUUGGGAAAACAAUAUGAUCCCCAAGGUAUACUAUCACCAGCAUUACUUCCUUGGAAACGGUUUGUGCAACGACUAUGGGAACAUAACCUAGAGUGGGACACUCCGCUGAGCGAAGGAUUACAAAAAGAAUGGAGAUCAUUGCAAAUUGAUGACAAUAGCAUUACAAUACCGCGAUUUGUAUCAUUGAAGACAACGCAACUGACUCUUGCCGUAUUUUGCGACGCCUCCAACUACGGAUAUGGUAUAGCAUGUUACCUGACUGGAGAAAAACUCAUGCCUAAUUUGAUUUUUGCAAAAGCCAAGUUAUUCCCUUCAUCAACCAAGAAACCAACACUUACGAUACCACGCAAAGAACUAACGGCAAUCGAACUAGCUGGACGAGUGGCAAAAUUUGUGUCAACCGAAAUCGACCAAAUUAAAGACAUCGUUAUUAUGUCCGACAGUCAAGUGGCGCUUCAACAACUUUUGAAAACAGAAGAUAAUUCGAUUUAUGUUCGCAACCGACUGAUGAAGAUCAAACAAUACCGAGAAACCAUGGAAUUCCGUUUUGUAACUGGAGAUCAGAAUCCUGCUGAUUUAAGCAGCCGUGGAACAACCCUAAGCCAGCUAAAAAACAGUGAUCUAUGGUGGCAUGGACCACAAUUUUUACAAUACCCUAAAGAACAUUGGCCAAAAGAUAUUGUUAUUAACAAAUUGCCAUCAUCAAAGCCAACGGAAUCAACGACACUUCAGAUAGCAACAACGAAGAUCGAACAACAUUUAGUCGAGCGUGACUUGCCAUGGCAAAAAAUGGUUACAACUGUUAAAACAAUCUUCAGAUUCAUCAAAAAAAUACGGCCAAACACCCCGCCAAUUCCAGUUACAUACCAAGAAGCAGCCAAAAGGAUCGUCCGCCUAGAACAAGAAAGCUAUCCACCCAGCGAGAAAAUAAUUCAAGGACGACGACUAGAGAAAGAUGCUGAAGGUGUCUGGAGAAUGGACACAAGGUUAAGCAAUUCCAAGCGUGAACAAGAUGCUAUCAAUCCUAUCUGGUUACCGACCGACAGUAAAGUAACGUGUAAAAUCAUACAAUUUUACCACGAGAUGAACCACCAUCAGAACGCCUUGUCAACUACUACCGACAUCAGAAAUCUUUUCUAUAUCUCUUAUCGAUUUGUCAAGACAAGUGUUAAAAAAUGUGUGAAGUGCAGAAUAUACAAUGCCAAGCCAUUCGACGUACCAAUCUUCCCGACCUUACCAUCAUCUCGCACUGUAAUUGGAAAGCCAUUUGACUUCUGUGGUUUGGAUGUCUGUGGACCGCUUACAACGACAGAUGGACCUGGCUAUAUCUUGUUGUUUACGUGCCUAAAAUGCCGAGGAGUCCACAUGGAGCUUUUAACUAGCACAAACACCACGGACGUUGUAAAUGGAAUUUUAAAAUUCUUUAGUAGAAGAGGUGUACCAAGCUAUCUACUCAGUGAUCAAGCUCCAUAUUUUGUAGCCGCACGGAAACUAAUUCUGGAAAGAUAUAAGGCAACUACGGAGAUUCAAUGGCGACACACAGUGGUAAACGCACCGUGGCGUGGAUCGACAUAUGAACGGCUCAAUCGAAACUUGAAGCAAGGCAUAAAAAGGACGUUGGGAAGAUCAAGACCAACUUUAAAAGAGUUGGAGACGUUAGUAAUCAUGAUCGAAUCAACGUUAAAUAAUCGUCCAAUUCUACCAUUAUACGACGAUGUAGACAACUUCGAAAUCCUCCGUCCCAUCAACCCCAUGCGACCAAAUGGUUGUAGCUACGAAGAAGGAAUUCAAACAUUUGCCAACGACGACCUUAAUGACCCAGAUUUCUUACUGAAAAACACAAAAAUUGAUGAUCUACGCAAAGAAAACAACCAGCUCAACCAAAGACUGGACAAAUUCUGGACAUUGUGGCAAAGAGAAUACCUGAACUCUCUGGCUGAUCGAAGUUCAAAUCAGCUUCAACCUCAACGAAUUCCCCUGGUCGGAGAAAUGGUUCUCAUUGAAGAACCAGAAACUCCAAGAGGAAAUUGGAAGCUGGCCCGCAUUAGAAAAGUCAUAAAAACUAAAGAUGGGACAGUUCGGGAUUGUGAACUAUUCACACCAGCACGAAAAGUCAUUAUUCGUGCAGUCAACGUUUUGUACCCAUUAGAGAUCGGUGGCACCAUCGACGAGGAAGAGUUGGAAUUUAAGACAAAACAAGAGAUCGUGGAAGAAGAAAAGAAGGCCAAAGCCUUACCCCCAAGACAAAGAAAGAAGAGAACAUCAAACAUCGACUACACUUCCAUGUUUAUGAUAGUGUGUCUAUUAUUCACUGCAGUACAAGCCCAACAACCAAUGAUCUGCCACGGAAAAGCCAGAACGCUUUGGAAGACACCAAAAAUAGCUACAUGUAACUAUGGAACUGGUACAAAAGGAAACGUUGGAGUACCUCGAAAUGUAGAGGUUUUUAAAAGGAAUACUAUAGAAUAUCACUUUCAAGGAUAUAUAUGCAGAUUGUUAAAAAGCACCGUCUCACAGUAUACUACUUUGAGUGGAAUUCCAGUGGUAAAAGAAGAACCGAACGAUCCAGAAGACAUGACAGAAGAACAGUGCAAACAGAUGAUCACAAAGCACAAGUGCGACUACGGAACGCUGUCAAGAAAGAAGUCAUUUUUGGCAACUACCAACGAGAUACCAAUUGAUCCUCCAAAUAGAUUUCAAUCCUUCUUAACGGGAGCUGACAAAUACAUCAAACGAAACUGUAUCCUGAUUGAUGUUAAAAUCUUCUCUCAUUACGGAUCUGAAAAGCUAGUACAGCAAGGGCCGACAUCUCAAACUGCAACUACAAUUCUGGAAAAUGCAGAACGGAUAAAAACGAGCUAG